This is a messenger RNA of Diorhabda carinulata, 8535 nucleotides long. Its product is annotated as hornerin-like. Gene Ontology annotation, cellular component: extracellular region. The record is from RefSeq and is a predicted model, not a curated record. Bases 1 to 8535 code for a protein of 2844 amino acids. Lineage: Eukaryota; Metazoa; Arthropoda; Insecta; Coleoptera; Chrysomelidae. Gene Ontology annotation, molecular function: chitin binding. The transcript is spliced from 11 exons.
AUGGAUUUCUAUUCGACCGGAGACGGUACAGCUUUUUUCUACAGUUCUCAAUUUAGUUGCCCCGGCGAAGGAUUCUAUCCGGACUCCAACAAUUGCACGAUAUUCUACAGAUGUAUUCAGAACGGUCAAAAUAAUUUUAGUCCGAUAAGAUUCGAAUGUGCUAACGGAACAGUUUUCGAUCCGGCAACGACAACUUGUAACUACCCGUACGCCAGUAGUAGAGAAGAAUGCGGUGGAAAUGCUAUAGAAGAAACAUUCAAACCUGUCACCGGUUCACCUUCGGCGACAAACUCUGGUCCAAUAACAGCAGAAAGUACGCAGUCGACUCCUAAUUUGGGCAACACUUGCAGCCGAGAAGGUUUCGUGGGAGAUCCAGCCGAUUGUAAAAAGUUCUAUCGAUGCGUAUCCGGCGGUCGAGGGGGAUUUAUGAAAUACGAAUUCAGUUGUGGAACCGGCACCGUUUGGGACCCUAAUAUCCAAUCGUGCAACUUCGUUUGGGCUGCGAAUAGAGCCGAAUGCCUUGGAGAAGGAGGUACACAGUUACCCAAAGUUAGAUACGCUAGCGAUAAUUUGAGCUUUAAUCAAACCACCUCCAAUCAAAAUUCUUCCCAAUUCAAUUCCCAAAGCAGCAAUUCUUUUAGCAAUAGUUCCAGUUUCUCCUCUAGCAGCAGUAGUAGUAGUAGUAGCAGUAGCAAUAGUUCUAGCUCUAGUUGGAGUAGCAGUAAUAAUUCUAGUACUAAUAGCAAUAGCAAUUCACAACAAAGUAGUAGCAGUAGCAACAACAAUUCCCAACAGUCUGGUAGCAAUAAUAAUUCACAACAAACUGGUACUAGUAGCAAUAAUAAUUCACAACAAACUGGUACUAGUAGCAAUAACAAUUCCCAACAGUCUGGUAGUAAUAAUAAUUCACAACAAAGUGGUACCAGUAGCAACAACAAUUCCCAACAGUCUGGUAGCAAUAAUAAUUCACAACAAACUGGUACUAGUAGCAAUAACAAUUCCCAACAGUCUGGUAGUAAUAAUAAUUCACAACAAAGUGGUACCAGUAGCAACAACAAUUCCCAACAGUUUGGAAGUAAUAAUAAUUCACAACAAACUGGUACUAGUAGCAAUAACAAUUCACAACAGAGUAAUAGUGAAAAUACUUCAAAUUCAACAGGUAACCAAAGUACUUCUGGUUCGUCUUCAAGCCAAAAUCAACAGAAUCAACAAGGUUCUUCUUCUAGCUCCAAUCAAAAUCAACAAGGUUCUUCUAGUUCGAACCAAAAUCAACAAGGUUCUUCUAGUUCUAGCCAAAAUCAACAAAACCAACAGGGUUCUACGAGUUCCGGCCAGAAUCAACAAGGUUCUUCUUCUAGCUCCAAUCAAAAUCAACAAGGUUCCUCUAGUUCGAACCAAAAUCAACAAGGUUCCUCUAGUUCGAACCAAAAUCAACAAGGUUCUUCUAGUUCUAGCCAAAAUCAACAGAACCAACAGGGUUCUACGAGUUCCGGCCAGAAUCAACAAGGUUCUUCUUCUAGCUCCAAUCAAAAUCAACAAGGUUCCUCUAGUUCGAACCAAAAUCAACAAGGUUCCUCUAGUUCGAACCAAAAUCAACAAGGUUCUUCUAGUUCGAACCAAAAUCAACAAGGUUCUUCUAGUUCUAGCCAAAAUCAACAGAACCAACAGGGUUCUACGAGUUCCGGCCAGAAUCAACAAGGUUCUUCUUCUAGCUCCAAUCAAAAUCAACAAGGUUCCUCUAGUUCGAACCAAAAUCAACAAGGUUCCUCUAGUUCGAACCAAAAUCAACAAGGUUCUUCUAGUUCGAACCAAAAUCAACAAGGUUCUUCUAGUUCUAGCCAAAAUCAACAAAACCAACAGGGUUCUACGAGUUCCGGCCAGAAUCAACAAGGUUCUUCUUCUAGUUCGAACCAAAAUCAACAAGGUUCUUCUAGUUCGAACCAAAAUCAACAAGGUUCUUCUAGUUCGAACCAAAAUCAACAAGGUUCUUCUAGUUCUAGCCAAAAUCAACAAAACCAACAGGGUUCUACGAGUUCCGGCCAGAAUCAACAAGGUUCUUCUUCUAGUUCGAACCAAAAUCAACAAGGUUCUUCUAGUUCGAACCAAAAUCAACAAGGUUCUUCUAGUUCGAACCAAAAUCAACAAGGUUCUUCUAGUUCUAGCCAAAAUCAACAAAACCAACAGGGUUCUACGAGUUCCGGCCAGAAUCAACAAGGUUCUUCUUCUAGUUCGAACCAAAAUCAACAAGGUUCUUCUAGUUCGAACCAAAAUCAACAAAACCAACAGGGUUCUAGUUUCAUUGGAGAUAACAGAAAUUGUACCAAAUUUUAUAGAUGUGUUAGUAAUAAUCGAGGAGGUUAUACUCAGUAUGAGUUUAAUUGUGGAGAUGGUACGGUUUGGGAUCAAGAGAAAAUCACUUGUAACUAUCCCAGCGCUGUAGGCGGAAGAUGUGGUACUACCGAUAACCAAAACCAACAAAACAUUGGAAAUCAAAAUGCUAACCAACAAGGAUCCAAUAAUCAACAGAAUAAUGGAAACCAACAAGGAUCCAACAAUCAAAACCAACAAGGAUCCAACAAUCAAAACCAACAAGGAUCCAACAAUCAAAACCAACAAGGAUCCAAUAAUCAACAGAAUAAUGGAAACCAGCAAGGAUCCAACAAUCAAAACCAACAAGGAUCCAAUAAUCAAAACCAACAAGGAUCCAAUAAUCAAAACCAACAAGGAUCCAAUAAUCAAAACCAACAAGGAUCCAACAAUCAAAACCAACAAGGAUCCAAUAAUCAACAGAAUAAUGGAAACCAGCAAGGAUCCAACAAUCAAAACCAACAAGGAUCCAAUAAUCAACAGAUUAAUGGAAACCAGCAAGGAUCCAACAAUCAAAACCAACAAGGAUCCAAUAAUCAAAACCAACAAGGAUCCAACAAUCAAAACCAACAAGGAUCCAAUAAUCAAAACCAACAAGGAUCCAACAAUCAAAACCAACAAGGAUCCAAUAAUCAACAGAAUAAUGGAAACCAGCAAGGAUCCAACAAUCAAAACCAACAAGGAUCAGGAAACCAAGGAUCCAACAAUCAAAACCAACAAGGAUCAGGAAACCAAGGAUCCAACAAUCAAAACCAACAAGGAUCAGGAAACCAAGGAUCCAACAAUCAAAACCAACAAGGAUCAGGAAACCAAGGAUCUACUAAUCAAAAUAACGCAGGACAAAUAACAAAUGAACAAUGUGUUAAAGAGGGUUUUGCAGAAAAUGACAAGGACUGUAGUAAAUUUUACCGAUGUGUGGGAGAUGGAAAAGGAGGUUUUAUUAAAUAUGAAUUUUCGUGCGCCAAAGGAACAGUCUGGGAUCAAGCAUCAUUUUCUUGUAAUUACCCCUCAGCAGUAACUGGAAAAUGUAAUCAAGAUCAAGAGAAUGGCCAACAAAAUGGAGGAAAUGGAUCAAAUCAAAAUGGCAACCAAAACGGAGGAAGUGGGUCAAAUCAAAAUGGCCAACAAAAUGGAUCAAAUCAAAAUGGCAACCAAAACGGAGGAGGUGGAUCAAAUCAAAAUGGACAACAAAGUGGAACAAAUCAAAAUGGCAACCAAAACGGAGGAGGUGGAUCAAAUCAAAAUGGACAACAAAGUGGAACAAAUCAAAAUGGCAACCAAAACGGGGGAAGUGGAUCAAAUCAAAAUGGCAACCAAAACGGAGGAAGUGGGUCAAAUCAAAAUGGCCAACAAAAUGGAUCAAAUCAAAAUGGACAACAAAAUGGAUCCAAUCAAAAUGGCAACCAAAACGGAGGAAGUGGGUCAAAUCAAAAUGGACAACAAAAUGGAUCCAAUCAAAAUGGCAACCAAAACGGGGGAAGUGGAUCAAAUCAAAAUGGCCAACAAAAUGGAUCAAAUCAAAAUGGCAAUCAGAACGGAGAAAGUGGGUCAAAUCAAAAUGGCCAACAAAAUGGAUCAAAUCAAAAUGGUCAACAAAAUGGAGGAAAUGGUGGAUCUAAUUCAGAGAAUAACCAGGGAUCCUGGAACCAGACAAAUAUUUCCAGCGGAGUUGGAUCUACUUGUUCAGAAGAAGGAUUUUUAGGUGAUCCGAAUGACUGUGGAAAGUUUUAUAGAUGCGUAUCCAACGGGCAAAAUGGCUACAUCAGGUAUGAAUUUUCUUGUCAAAAGGGCACCGUAUGGGAUACUGUACAAAUAACUUGUAACUUCCCUUGGGCUGUAUCGGGAAAAUGUUCUUCAUCAGCUCCUGGCACUCCAUCCAAUCAAAAUGGUCAACAAAAUGGUGGAACUGGAUCAGAUCAAAAUGGAGGUACUGGGUCGAAUCAAAAUGGCCAACAAAAUGGAGGCAGUGGAUCAAACCAAAAUGGUAGUAAUGGACCGAAUCAAAAUGGUCAACAAAACGGUGGAACUGGAUCAAAUCAAAAUGAAGGCACUGGAUCAAAUCAAAAUGGAGGCACUGGAUCAAAUCAAAAUGGAGGCACUGGAUCAAAUCAAAGUGGUCAACAAAACGGUGGAACUGGAUCAAAUCAAAAUGGAGGCACUGGAUCUAAUCAAAAUGGAGGCACUGGAUCAAAUCAAAAUGGAGGCACUGGAUCAAAUCAAAGUGGUCAACAAAACGGUGGAACUGGAUCAAAUCAAAAUGGAGGCACUGGAUCUAAUCAAAAUGGAGGCACUGGAUCAAAUCAAAGUGGCCAACAAAACGGUGGAACUGGAUCAAAUCAAAAUGGAGGCACUGAAUCUAUUCAAAAUGGAGGCACUGGAUCAAAUCAAAAUGGAGGCACUGGAUCAAAUCAAAGUGGUCAACAAAACGGUGGAACUGGAUCAAAUCAAAAUGGAGGCACUGGAUCUAAUCAAAAUGGAGGCACUGGAUCAAGUCAAAAUGGAGGCACUGGAUCAAAUCAAAGUGGUCAACAAAACGGUGGAACUGGAUCAAAUCAAAAUGGAGGCACUGGAUCUAAUCAAAAUGGAGGCACUGGAUCAAAUCAAAGUGGUCAACAAAACGGUGGAACUGGAUCAAAUCAAAAUGGAGGCACUGAAUCUAAUCAAAAUGGAGGCACUGGAUCAAAUCAAAAUGGAGGCACUGGAUCAAAUCAAAGUGGUCAACAAAACGGUGGAACUGGAUCAAAUCAAAAUGGAGGCACUGGAUCUAAUCAAAAUGGAGGCACUGGAUCAAAUCAAAGUGGUCAACAAAACGGUGGAACUGGAUCAAAUCAAAAUGGAGGCACUGAAUCUAAUCAAAAUGGAGGCACUGGAUCAAAUCAAAAUGGAGGCACUGGAUCUAAUCAAAAUGCUCAACAAAAUGGUGGAACUGGAUCAAAUCAAAAUGGAGGAACUGGAUCAAACCAAAAUGGCCAACAAAAUGGAGGCAGUGGAUCAAAUCAAAAUGGACAACAGAACGGAAAUGAUGGAUCUAAUUCACAAAAUAAUCAGGGUUCCUGGAACCAGACCAAUAUUUCGAGCGAAAUUGGAUCUACUUGUUCAAAAGAAGGCUUUUUGGGUGAUCCAAAUGACUGCGAAAAAUUUUAUAGAUGCGUUUCCAAUGGACAAAACGGCUACAUCAGAUAUGAAUUUUCAUGCCAAAAAGGAACCGUAUGGGACACUGUACAAAUAACUUGCAACUACCCAUGGGCUGUAUCCGGAAAAUGUUAUUCAUCGGCACCUGACACUCCAUCAAACCAGAACGGAAGCGAUGGAUCAAAUCAAAAUGGCGACCAAAGCGGAGGGAGCCAACAAAAUGGAAAUAAUGGCUCGGAUCUGAAUAAUCAGCAAAAUGGGUCGAAUGAUCAGCAAAACGGAGGUAGUGGAUCCAAUCAAGGUGGUCAACAAAAUGGAGGAACUGGAUCCAAUCAAGGUGGUGCACAGAAUGGAGGCAAUGGAACUAGUCAGAAUGGUCAGCAAAACGGGGAAAACGGUUCGAAUAGUCAACAGAAUGGAAGUAAUGGAUCCAAUCAAGAUGGCCAACAAAAUGGAGGAGCUGGAUCUAAUCAAAAUGGCCAACAAAAUGGAGGAACUGGAUCUAAUCAAAAUGGCCAACAAAAUGGGGGAACUGGAUCAAAUCAAAAUGGUCAACAAAAUGGAAGUAACGCAUCGAAUGAAAAUGGCCAACAAAAUGGGGGAACUGGAUCAAAUCAAAAUGGCCAACAAAAUGGGGGAACUGGAUCAAAUCAAAAUGGUCAACAAACCGGAAAUAAUGGAUCAAAUCAAAAUGGCCAACAGGGAACCUGGAACCAGACCGAUAUUUCAAGUGAAGUUGGAUCUACUUGCACAAAAGAAGGCUUUUUAGGUGAUCCGAAUGAUUGCAUGAAAUUCUAUAGAUGUGUAUCUAACGGACAAAAUGGCUACAUCAGGUAUGAAUUUUCAUGUCAAAAAGGAACUGUAUGGGAUACUGUACAAAUAACUUGUAACUAUCCAUGGGCAGUGUCUGGAAAAUGUUAUUCUCCAGCUCCGGGAAUAGCGUCAAACGAAAAUGGCCAACAAAACGGAGACAAUGGAUCGAAUCAAAAUGGCAGCCAAAACGGAGGCACUGGAUCGAAUCAAAAUGGUCAACAAAAUGGAAGUAAUGGAUCAAAUCAAAAUGGCAACCAAAACGGGGGAACAGGAUCAAAUCAAAAUGGCCAACAAAAUGGAAAUAACGGAUCGAACCAAAAUGGACAACAAAACGGAGGCAUUGGAUCCAAUCAAAAUGGUCAACAAAACGGUGGAACUGGAUCAAAUCAAAAUGGAGGCACUGGAUCUAAUCAAAAUGGCCAACAAACCGGUAGUAACGGAUCAAAUCAAAAUGGCCAACAAACCGGUAGUAACGGAUCAAAUCAAAAUGGCCAACAAACCGGAAGUAACGGAUCAAAUCAAAAUGGCAACCAAAACGGAGGAACAGGAUCGAAUCAAAAUGGCCAACAAAAUGGAAGUAAUGGAUCCAACCAAAAUGGACAACAAAAUGGAGGAACUGGGUCCAAUCAAAAUGGCCAACAAACCGGUAGUAACGGAUCAAAUCAAAAUGGCCAACAAACCGGAAGUAAUGGGUCAAAUCAAAAUGGCAACCAAAACGGAGGAACAGGAUCGAAUCAAAAUGGCCAACAAAAUGGAAGUAAUGGAUCCAACCAAAAUGGACAACAAAAUGGAGGAACUGGGUCCAAUCAAAAUGGCCAACAAACCGGUAGUAACGGAUCAAAUCAAAAUGGCCAACAAACCGGAAGUAACGGAUCAAAUCAAAAUGGCAACCAAAACGGAGGAACAGGAUCGAAUCAAAAUGGCCAACAAAAUGGAAGUAAUGGAUCCAACCAAAAUGGACAACAAAAUGGAGGAACUGGGUCCAAUCAAAAUGGCCAACAAAAUGGAAGUAAUGGAUCGAAUCAAAAUGGACAACAAAAUGGAGGAACUGGGUCCAAUCAAAAUGGCCAACAAACCGGUAGUAACGGAUUAAAUCAAAAUGGCCAACAAACCGGAAGUAACGGAUCAAAUCAAAAUGGCAACCAAAACGGAGGAACAGGAUCGAAUCAAAAUGGCCAACAAAAUGGAAGUAAUGGAUCAAAUCAAAAUGGCCAACAAAAUGGAAGUAAUGGAUCGAAUCAAAAUGGCCAACAAAAUGGAAGUAAUGGAUCGAAUCAAAAUGGCCAACAAAACGGAGGAACUGGGUCCAAUCAAAGUGGACAACAAAAUGGAAGUAAUGGAUCGAAUCAAAAUGGCCAACAAAAUGGAAGUAAUGGAUCGAAUCAAAAUGGCCAACAAAACGGUGGAACUGGGUCCAAUCAAAGUGGACAACAAAAUGGAAGUAAUGGAUCGAAUCAAAAUGGAAAUAACGGAUCGAACCAAAAUGGACAACAAACCGGAAAUAAUGGAUCAAAUCAAAAUGGCAACCAAAACGGAGGAACUGGGUCCAAUCAAAAUGGACAACAAAAUGGAGGAACUGGGUCCAAUCAAAAUGGCCAACAAAACGGAAAUAACGGAUCGAAUCAAAAUGGCCAACAAAAUGGGGGAAUAUCGUGCCCGAUUGGUGAUUUGGACGGUAACCAAACAACUUUAAUCUGCCCUACAGGAUUCCGAAGACACCCCCGGUACUGUAACUUAUUCUACCAAUGUACUACGAGUAAAAAUGGGCACGAUUUCAAAGUACUAGUGUUAAGCUGUCCGGAUGGAUUGUUGUUCGAUGAUACGAAAAUUCAAUGUUUACCUCCAAACGAAGCUAGCACCUGCAGGAGUGAAAUCGCUUCAAGUACUCUUUAUAGACGUUUAGAAGCGAAUUCAAUUCCACCAUUCCAGGUUGCGAAUACGAACCGCCUUUGUCCAACAGAAGGUACUCACAGUCUAGAAUCCACAGCUUGUAGUCCCAAUUUCGUCAAAUGUGUAAAAUCCAAUAGACGCGAUCGUUAUUUGGAAGGUUACAUGUUCAAAUGCCCCGAAGGUUUCUCCUUUUGGACUAUAAGUCGACGCUGCGAACGCAAUUACAGACUCAUAGAUUGCGCCACCGCUCCAAGUGAUACUUUCAACCGGGAAGUACCCACAGAAUACGAUAACGUUUCUCUAAGAAGAAGAAAAAACGCCUACAACUGGUAA